Molecule: messenger RNA, 2019 nt
Organism: Balearica regulorum gibbericeps (East African grey crowned-crane)
Lineage: Eukaryota; Metazoa; Chordata; Aves; Gruiformes; Gruidae
Source: RefSeq, a predicted model, not a curated record
UGGUUUAUGCCAAACCUGUUUUUGUUAUUUCUAGGUAUAAUGGAUCCCUCCCUAAUGGUGACAGAGGACGCAGGAAAAGCAGAUUUGCCCUUUAUAAGCGACCUAAGGCAAAUGGAGUUAAGCCCAGCACCGUUCACGUGAUUUCUACUCCCCAGGCAUCGAAGGCGAUCAGCUGUAAAGGUCAGCACAGUAUCUCUUACACACUAUCCAGAAACCAGACUGUAGUAGUGGAGUAUACUCAUGAUAAAGAUACAGACAUGUUUCAGGUUGGGAGGUCAACAGAAAGCCCCAUAGACUUUGUAGUAACAGAUACUAUUUCUGGAAGUCAAAAUAAUGAUGAAACCCAGAUUACACAGAGCACCAUAUCGCGUUUUGCAUGCAGGAUUGUUUGUGACAGGAGCCCACCGUAUACAGCAAGGAUUUUUGCAGCUGGAUUUGACUCAUCUAAAAAUAUAUUUCUUGGUGAAAAAGCAGCAAAGUGGAAAAAUCCUGAUGGCCACAUGGAUGGAUUGACAACUAAUGGAGUGCUGGUCAUGCAUCCAAAAGGAGGGUUCACUGAGGAGUCCAAACCUGGAGUGUGGCGGGAAAUCUCUGUCUGUGGUGAUGUGUACACUCUUCGGGAAACCAGAUCUGCUCAACAAAGGGGGAAACUGGUAGAAAAUGAGACCAACGUCCUGCAAGAUGGCUCUCUCAUUGACCUGUGUGGAGCCACCCUUCUGUGGAGAACAGCAGAUGGACUGUUUCACACUCCAACUCAGAAACACAUUGAAGCUCUGCGACAAGAGAUAAAUGCUGCCAGACCACAGUGUCCGGUUGGGUUAAACACUUUAGCGUUUCCCAGCAUCAACCGCAAAGAUGUGGUAGAAGAGAAGCAGCCUUGGGCGUACCUCAGCUGUGGUCAUGUUCAUGGCUAUCACAACUGGGGACAUCGCAGUGACACAGAAGCCAAUGAGCGGGAAUGUCCUAUGUGCAGAACCGUUGGCCCCUACGUGCCUCUUUGGCUUGGUUGCGAAGCAGGCUUCUAUGUGGAUGCUGGUCCUCCAACUCAUGCUUUCACCCCUUGUGGACACGUGUGCUCUGAGAAGUCUGCAAAAUACUGGUCUCAAAUCCCACUGCCUCACGGUACUCAUGCAUUUCAUGCCGCCUGCCCUUUCUGUGCAACACAACUGUCUGGGGAACACAACUGCAUCAAGCUGAUUUUUCAGGGUCCGAUUGACUGAUAUCACUUUGCAAUGACCACAAUAACAUUUUUCUUUAACAAUUUACUGUGAAGAUUUUGCCACUAAUUCUAGAUUUUACCUUUUUUUAUAAUGUUAUUGAUAGGGUGGUAGGGUGGGGAUGGGGGAACUGACAAGGAAAUUGUGAGGGACUGUGGUGGAAUUGGGAUACAUUGAUACCUGGAACUUGACAGAUAUCAGUGGUGUUGCAUGCUCAAAAGCAGCAUAUUCAUGAAGUCUUCUUGGUCAAAUGUAGUAUAUUUGUAAUCUUUUUAUUAGUACCCUGGAUCAGAAAAAGGUGUCUUAAUGAUUUUUUUAAGCUAAGAUUUUUUUAAUGGAAAGGUUUUUUCUUCUAAACUUUGACAAGCCUUUAAAACCUAUUUUUCAAAUCUAGAAGGAACGUACAGAAUGUAACUGUCUUUAAUUUGAAAUAUGAUUCAACUUGAAUAGUUUCUGAAGGAGCUAAUACAGAAUGUGUGGACAACCAUAGGUGAAUGUUCACUAGAGAUAAUUGGAUAUGUAAGAGAAAAAUUAGCUGCCUAAAUUGUAGAGUAUAAAAGCUAUUAAAAUAUCUAUUAUGGUAUAAUGCAGCUGGCCAAAAAGGCAUCAAGGAUUACUUGAAACUGAGGAAAUCCUGUUUGCAUUGAUUUCCUUUCAGUGAAAUAGAUAUCCACUGUUCAUUAUGUAUGGUAUAUGGCUGAUUUUUUUUUUCUUUCUUUUUUUUCCACCCCUGUUCAACCUGCAUCUGGUGAAACUGCUUUACUUUUUUACAUACUUAAUUCGGGGUUUUUUAAGCCAAUGU